Messenger RNA from Chara braunii, 2239 nucleotides. NCBI's taxonomy places the organism in Eukaryota, Viridiplantae, Streptophyta, Charophyceae, Charales, Characeae. The record is from the annotation of a GenBank genome assembly.
UAACCUGCUUUCUCCAUCUUCACGUCCUUGGCCCCAUAUCCCUAUCCACAUAUUAAUCGUCCUCCCCAGUCCCGACCUCUUGCGUAAUAAACUCUAUCCUAUCGGUAUGAAUCCUGAAACAGGGACAGGGAUGGCGAAUAGGUCGCCCCCUCCUGACCUAGGUGGUCACGAGGAGGACGAUGCUAGAGUUAGGGAACUUCUCCGUCUUUGUUACAAAGAUGGCAUUCUCCCCAGGGAUAUUGACCCAGGGGAGAUGACGGUACAAGGACAGAAUGUCACGUUCAAAGUAAAGGACUCUAUCGACAGACUCAAGGUACAAUGGCUAAAAGAGCGAACGAUCACCGUGAUCUUCAGGGACGCAGCCCGUUUCCUCUCAAGGAACGUGAAGGAAGAUCUCAUCAGAGCUUACGAAGACGAGAAAGUACAGACAGGCAAAUUUGGCGAAGGCUUUAGCAGAGGGAGAGUUAAGUUGGAAAGCUUAAAUGUUGCCUCAUAUGUUGCAAAGAGCACCACCAUCUUCGCCUGGUUCGUGGAGAAACAAAGCAUGAAAGUAGUACUGGGAGGGGACACGUACAAGAUGGAGUUCAAGUCAUGGCUCACUAAGGCGCAGUUGAGGGAGCAACGAAGACUGGAGGACCUCUCGACCUUCUGGGUUGUCGCGGUUCAAGUUCCGUUAGAUGCGAUGUUCUAUUUGGAGGCGCACAUUAGACGAGCUAUCGGCCCGGUCAUUUUGACGCACCCACCGGAGCGAGACCGCCUGAAACCGGCGCUCUUCAACAUUAAGUUCGAUCUCGAUCCGGAGGCGAGACCGAACAUGAAGGACUCGAUAACGGUGGAUACUUUCGAAGAUGACGAAUUGGAGGUCAGGCUUGUGUCUUCGAAUACUCCUCGCUGUCGAAAGUGUCGCGCAUUCUUCCACACUACUGAUGAAUGCAGAAGAGGAGGGCGAUUUCGCCAACAACAAGGCGGUGCAGGAAGCCAGGGCGGCAGGGAUGAGGCAGCUCAGGAGGUUUCGUCCAGACAAAUAUACUAUGGACCGUUAGGAAGAGGAGGAGCAAGUGCUCAACCUGCGACCUCUGUUGUUGGAGGAGGCUUGGCUCAGUUGCCAGACAUGAGCUUUGCAAACAUCUAUCAGAAUCUGGCAUUCAUGGCAGUUCCUUCUGUCCCGCUUGGACACCCAUUGGGUGUGUUCCCACAGAUGGGUAACCAAGGCCAGGGUGGCGGUUUUCAACCAUAUCAGGAGGCGCGGAGUAGGCUUCAACCAACCUGUCUCUUCCCAAGGGGCGGCCAAGUAGAUUCGCAAGGAGGGCUUGGCGGAGGUCCAAGUUCCAGUCAAACGCCAGGCAGGACGGAGCGUCCUGGCUCGGUAACUCCAGGAGGCAGAAUGAGAGGGAGUACCCUCGAGAAGCAUAGAAGGGUAGACAGCGAAGAGCAGGAUGAAGUAUUUAGGGAAGUGUCGGCUUCCUCCCUCCCUGGAUCGGAGGGCUCGGGUGAUCAAGCGACAAUUAUAGGAACUCCAGGUAUGAAGACUACCAAAAGACGUACGCCUACAGUCUUAAGUCGGGGACAGUUGGACAUCGUCGAAAACAGGAUUUUGCCGUUUAUGUGCACCGCGGCGAAGGGGACACUUUCGGUUGUUGCAUGGAGCGGAGGGGAUGGAGUGCCAGAGCUUUUCAGUACCGCAUCUCCGGAUCAGUCGAUGCCUACCGCGGUUACCAACGUUAUUCAAGCAGCGGUGAGGGAUAAGUUCCUGGUCCGGUUGAUCCCGGACGAGCCUAUGGGCAGGUUCAUCCUGGACCUGGAAAAUGGUAGGAAGUUGAAAUUCUUUGUUCCGAUUCUUGAUGCUCGUGUGGAGCAGGCGCAACUGCCUAAGCUGGAACACGCAGGGAUGAGGCUUCUUCCACUUGUCUGGUUUGUAGAAGGCAGACGACAAGAACUUCGUAGAAUCAGAGUUCCCCCGUUCUGUACUGGCGAAUUCCUUGUGGAUUUAAACGACAAAUUGGCAAGGGACAAGAAGUUCAAUUCCAAGUUCAUCAGAGAUUUCCUCGUUGCACCAUGGGACCAGCAGUCGUCGUCAUCUGGAACAGCCGCCCCUAUCCAACAAGUAUCCGGGAAUUAGGGCUUGAAUAGGCAGGCUUCGCCUAUCUACAUGGAAUUUGUGAGGCUUAGUCAAUCAGUCAAGUAAGUUCAAGAAAGCGAGACUAAAAUCCUGGAUUCACGAUAAAGGCGUCCAUGUUGC